Aureobasidium uvarum is the source of this 615-nucleotide messenger RNA. NCBI's taxonomy places the organism in Eukaryota, Fungi, Ascomycota, Dothideomycetes, Dothideales, Saccotheciaceae. The record is from the annotation of a GenBank genome assembly.
AUGAAGUUCUCCGCUGUCUUCGUCGGCGCCUUCGCCGCCCUUGCUGCCGCCCAGGGCUCGCAGAUCACCAGCGCCGCCUCUUCAGCCCUCUCGGCCGCCAGCUCUGGUGCUUCCAGCGUCGCCUCGAGCGUCACCGACCGCUCCUCGCGCUCCAGCUCUGCCAGCGCCGGUAGCAGCGUCACCUCUUCGGGCGCUUCCUCCACCUCGUCCAGCCAGGCCAGCUCCACUGGCGACCGCGACCGCGACUCUGACAGCUCUGCUACUUCCAACUCGGUCUACACCUCGACCCUCUUCUACCAGUACCCCAACACCUUCCACAAGCCCGUCUCCCCCACUCUUCUCGGCAGCAAGGUCGUCACCGUCACCGAGGGCCAAUCUCCUACCUACACUCUUCCUUCGGGCGCUUCCACCUUUGCCGUCACUGUCAGCAACGUCACCACCACCUACACUUCUACCAACACAUUCCACGGUGCCGUCUCCAAGUCAUGGCUCGUUACCGCCAGCUACGAGACCACCAUGGGUCUCCCCACCUCCACUUCGUCCGAGGGCUCUGCUGCCAAGGUCGGUGCUGGCGCUUUCGGCGCUUUCGCUCUCGGUGUCGCUGCUCUCCUGUAA